CACAUGGGGAAAGGAGGGGUGACAUUGAUAUUCUUCGAUGUGUUUUUUUUUUUUUCCUCUUCAUCACCGACUUAAGAAAAAAAUGAAUUGAGCUGCAGGCUAAACCCACGUGGUGCAGUCGGACGGGCUGCAGAUUCUUUUGUUCAAAAUCAAUCAAAAACAGGAGGAAGAAGACGGUAACACAGACCGUGAGGAGGAGGAGAAGAAGAAAAGGAGGAGGAAACAGAGUGGCGUUGGCCAGAGGAGAGAAUUGAGGGGAAAAGCGAGAAAAAAGGGGAAACGAAUAGGAAGAGAAAUUCGAGACGAGCCAGAAUUGAUCAAAAAUAAAAGUUGCGUGACGAAGAGCCGAAUUGGCCACAAAGACAAACUUUUGGAGCUUUUUUUUCCUCUACAUCCUACUUCCCCAUUGGAUGCGAAUAUUUAAAAAAAAAAAAUCUAAAAGUUUGAAGGGGAUUGUUCCACGACAGGAGAGCUGCUUUUUCUACUCAAUUUAAUACUCACCAGAAUGCCAAGAAAGAAGGUCACUGACAUCUCUGGAAAUGGAGGAAUUAAGAGAAAGCGUGCUGGUGGUAGGAAGAAGGACAGAGACUUCAGCAGUGAAGAUGAGUUUGAUGAUUUUGAGCAGGAGAACACAAAGAAACCAGGAAAAACCACCACAAAGUCAGGAAUGCAGCCAGUCACGGUUGCUGAUGAUGUCAAAGAGAAGAUUAAACUUGAAAGUUCUAAGUUUAAAGGUCAGCUUCUGAUUUGCGGAGCCACCAACUGGGAUCUAAUUGGCAGAAAAGAAGUUCCAAAACAGCAAGCUGCCUACCGAAACCUUGGUCAGAACCUGUGGGGUCCUCAUCGCUAUGGUUGUAUGAGUGGCAUUCAGGUUAGAAUGGUUGUAUCUGGUCCCUGUGCUGCUCAUAGCUUGAUUAUCACUACUGAGGGGAAGCUCUGGAGCUGGGGUCGCAAUGAUAAAGGUCAGCUAGGUCACUGUGACACCAAACGUGUAGAGGUCCCCAAGCUAGUGGAAGCCCUGGCAAGUGAGGUGAUUGUGACAGCCGCAUGUGGUCGCAACCACACCCUAGCACUUACAGAAAAUGGGUCUGUAUUUUCCUUUGGGGAGAACAAGCUUGGUCAACUUGGCCAUGGAAACCAGACGGAUGCAGUUUCUGCCCCUGCUCAGAUUCAGUACAAUGGGCAACCAAUAGUGAAGGUAGCAUGUGGAGCAGAGUUCAGUAUGGUGGUGGACUGCAAAGGCAACCUUUACUCAUUUGGGUGUCCAGAGUAUGGUCAGUUAGGGCACAACUCUGAUGGGAAGUUCAUUGCCAGGGCACAGCGCAUUGAGUUUGACUGUGAGCUCAUUCCACGAAGGGUGGCCAUUUUCAUUGAGAAGACCAAGGAUGGCCAGAUUCUACCUGUACCCAAUGUUGUUGUUCGUGAUGUAGCCUGUGGUGUCAAUCAUACGCUAGUACUAGAUUCCCAGAAGAGGGUGUUCUCCUGGGGUUUUGGUGGCUAUGGUCGCUUGGGCCAUGCUGAGCAGAAGGAUGAGAUGGUACCACGCCUUGUCAAGCUCUUUGACUUCCCUGGUCGUGGUGCAACACAAAUCUAUACUGGCUAUCAGUGUUCUUUUGCUGUGAGUGAAACGGGUGGUUUGUUUUUCUGGGGUGUGACUAACACUUCUCGGGAGUCCACAAUGUACCCAAAAGUUGUACAAGAUUUGUGUGGUUGGAAGAUUCGCAGUCUCGCCUGUGGAAAAAGCAGUAUCAUCAUUGCUGCAGAUGAAAGCACAAUCAGCUGGGGACCCUCACCCACAUUUGGAGAAUUGGGUUAUGGAGACAACAAACCCAAGUCAUCCACCUCGGCUCAGGAAGUAAAGACAUUGGAUGGCAUAUAUUCAGAACAGGUUGCAAUGGGAUAUUCGCAUACACUCGUUAUUGCCAGGGAUGAAAAUGAGCAAGACAAGGAGAAGCUGAAAAAGCUGCCGGAGUACAACCCUCGAAUACUGUGAUAUGAUUUGUGAUCACCAGGAGGCAGUUGAUUACCUUCCGAAAUGCACUGGCUCCCAGUUCUGCCUUGGUGCAACUGGGAGACAACUGGACAUGUGGAACUUUAUGGAACUUUCACUUAAAAUGUUACUAUUUUUUUGGGGGGGAGGGAUGAGGGGAGGGGAUUUUUAUUAAAUAAAAGUACAAAAGAAAAACAUUUUGGGUGCCCCAGGUUUGCUUCUAAGGCAAAAUUGUUCGGCUUCUUAAUGUUUUCUUCUAAAUAAAUACUUUGUUUAGAAGCAGGUUCUGGAAAAAUAGACCUGAAUGUUAUUCAGUGGAGAGAAUACACCACCCUUCUCAAAUGUGGGAGCAUCUCAUCACAUUCCUAGCUUGUUGAGACUAGGCCAUAUUCAAAGUCUGGAUCUUCAGUCAAGUGGUACAAAGUCAUGUGUACGGGUAUGAGCAGAUUUGCUCUUUAAAAGGUGGACAAACUGUCUACCAAAAAAAAACAACUCAAUUCUGUAAUGUAAUUGUAGGUUCAAAAUACUUGAGGCAUUACCAGAAAUCUCUUAGCAGGUCUUUGUAAGCUUAAAGUAAGCUAUAGCCUGGCUGGCAACUGGCCAUCUCUACUCCAUUGCACCCGCAGAUGAGGUGCUCACUUGCAGUAACUGGUUUUCUUUUUGCUGUGCCUGAAUUGUUUGGUGCCUUGUACAUGUUUGGAGGGUUUUCUUUUGUCUUGGCUCAGGUCAUUUCAUGUACUGGUUAUUUUUUUUGGUACUCUUUUGAAUUUGUUUCAUUCAUAUGGUGUUGCUUUGUUGCAAGUUUAUCUGUAAAUUCCUCAGGGAGGAAUAUAGAAAAUCAUACAGCUUUGGGCCAAGUGGCACUUCGCUGUAAUGUAGUCUGUUCCUUUCGAUUGAACAAUACCAGAGCUUCCCAUUAAAACUUGUAACACUGAACAUUGGUGUCACUUUUAAGUAUGGCCCCUUGAAUUUAUCUUGGCCAUAUAUUCCCUUUUGUGAAUUCUAGGUAUGCUCAUGAACUGGAGAUCUCGCAUCACUUACUGUUAAGUCUUUCAGACCUUUAAGCCGCCCUUUGUGCAGGCAGUGUAAAUGACUUCUUUACAGUUUGGCUGUGUUGGGCCUGAACAGUUGCAGGUUUUAAUUUUUGUUAAACUGAUUUCUUAUAUGGUUUAAUGUUCAUUCAUUUAAUGGUGUUGGGGAGUGGGAUGGAAGCCAAGUCUUAAAUAAAGGUUUGUAUUCUG
Erpetoichthys calabaricus (reedfish) is the source of this 3231-nucleotide messenger RNA. It is a transcript of the gene rcc2, whose product is annotated as regulator of chromosome condensation 2. The record is from RefSeq and is a predicted model, not a curated record. The coding region runs from base 506 to 1993 and encodes 495 amino acids. The transcript is spliced from 13 exons. NCBI's taxonomy places the organism in Eukaryota, Metazoa, Chordata, Cladistia, Polypteriformes, Polypteridae.